Gracilinanus agilis (Agile Gracile Mouse Opossum) is the source of this 1713-nucleotide messenger RNA. RefSeq lists its product as uncharacterized. The transcript is spliced from 3 exons. The record is from RefSeq and is a predicted model, not a curated record. The annotation marks the transcript as partial. NCBI's taxonomy places the organism in Eukaryota, Metazoa, Chordata, Mammalia, Didelphimorphia, Didelphidae.
GCUCCAUAUUCACACUGCGUAUUCCUCCACACGGGUUGGCCACUAUGCCUUGGAGAAGAGGUAGUGGUUCACCUUGCACCACUGAACCCCCUCUUGUUGCGUCAGGGAGACUUCUACCUACAGGCAGAGCCACAUGAAGAACAGUCUGUCUGCAUCAUGGUUAAAUGCCUUUCUAAGGACUUAAGAAACGUGGAAGAAAGACCAGUUCCUGAGUCUUCAUACCCAACUCUAUUCACCAAGGAAUGGCUGGAGGGCCUCAAUCAAGACCUUGAUAGAAGGGCCCUACAUAGUUGCUUGGUGGCUACAGAAAAAGGGGUUUCUCCUGUGCCUUGGAUAAAAAUAACUUCCCCCAAAUUUGUCAACAAACCCCAAACAGUGGCUGAUCUUUCCUCCUCUCAAGUGUCUCUCCAGUUAGAUGCACUCGAUUUAAGCACACCCAGAGGGAUGCUCGAGAUAGUGUCCAGUAGCAACCCAAAGCCCCCCAGCACUGCUAGUUCGCAACCACUACUCAGUAAUAAGGAUACAGGAUCCUGGGGGUCAGAUAGGAAUAAGUAUCCAGGACUCAUCAAAGUGGAACAAACAGGAUCUUGGAAGAAAUCUUGCAGAUUGACUGCCCCUAGUAUGGAUGAAAUGAUCAUCCAGAACCUUGAGGGGGAUUAUGUGGAUCUCCUCAAGAUUUCCAAAGAAAAAAGAGGAUGUUCUUCAUAUCGAUCAACAGUGAAUCUCAAUGAGUCCAUCUCUUCAGAUGCCAACAAACCAUUGAAGAUUCAAAUGGUAUCUCCCACCCAGAAGAUACCAUCUCCAUCAUUAGUCAAUGGGGUCUCUUCUUUCCCAUCUGGGUCUGAGAAAUGGACUUGUGGGAAACCAGAGAGCUCUGAGGAUGGGCCCUGUACACCGUGCUUGAGGAGAAAGCUCAAUGGAUCUACUCAGUACCAGAAUUCAAGAUGUCGUUACCGGGAGUCCUACUUGGCUGCUCUUCAGAACCCAGUGAGCUUCAGUUCUGGUCUGAUGACUGCCAUCAAAGAAGAAUCAGAUAGCUCAAAAAAUGAACCAACUUUGGAUCCUACAGCUGGAAGUCAUUUGGAUGUCUCACAGCUCAGAAGCAGACCCAAUCAGGCUUCCUCCCCUCAACUUCAUGCUGCCUGCCCUCACAAAGUGGUUCACCAGGAAAGCAGAACAGAAGAGCCAGGCCUACAAGGCUACCUCAAAUUACUCAAGUCCCCAGCAGGUUCUGGUAGAAUUCUCUCUAGGUCAGGAUCUCCUACAGCCAAUCAGAAAUUCUCAUUCCUGAAGGGGCAGAAACAAUCCCCAUCUUCCCAGGACUCUGAUCCCCCAGAGAAAGUCACACACCUGCACAAUGGACCCUGGAAAAUCAUGUCUUCUAUUUACUCUCCCAAAAUGAACAGGGCAAAGUCCUCAGGAAAAGCUGGUCCCAGUCAGACCAAAACAUCUGUCCAGGAAGCCUCCUCCUCCCAGAGUUUUGGUGCUAAAUCCAGUUCAAGGACAGACGUCCCAGAAAGAGACUCUGCACUUUUAGAGACCCUGUCUGAGCAGCCGCUCCAUGCUUGGGACCUGAAGGCUGAGAUCCUGCUCUCUGGGAUAGCUUGCUUACCAGUUAUAGAGACGGUGGAGCUUUUCAUCUGUGUGCCCUCAGCACCUAGCAGAAGACCUGGCAGACAGGAGAAGAGGCUUCUAUUGCCAGAAGUGAACUAA